Messenger RNA from Scaptodrosophila lebanonensis, 515 nucleotides. Its product is annotated as protein apnoia-like. The record is from RefSeq and is a predicted model, not a curated record. The transcript has 2 exons. The coding region runs from base 59 to 466 and encodes 135 amino acids. Lineage: Eukaryota; Metazoa; Arthropoda; Insecta; Diptera; Drosophilidae.
AUUAAACGAAACGAAGGAUUAAACGAAUAGUUAACCAAACCCCAAAUAUAUUAUCAAAAUGGCUAUAGCUCAGAAAAUUGCCCUUGCCCUUGUGCUUUUGUGCCUUGUGUGUGAUGUGGUGCUGUGUCAGCAAACGGGCUCCAACAGCAGCAGCAGCAGCAGCGAUGCCGAUGUUGCUGAGAGUCGCACAUUUGGACAUCAUUUCUUGCGCCGCAUGAGCUUCGCUGUGGUUCCCGGCGCCUUCGUGGUGGGCGUUAUAACCACGCUGCUGGCAGCCCUAACUGUGGUAUCCAUGAAGGGUCUCGGCGUGGGCGUCAUCUUGCUGGUGCUGGCCAUUGGCCAGAUGUUGUCGCGUGCUCUGCCCGUGCAAGCAGCGGCUGCCUAUGUUGCCCCUCCAGCCCCCGUCCCGGUUGUCUACUCGCACUCGCACACGCAGCAACCAGUGUGGCUGGAGAAGGAGUGGUGAAGGAUAAUGCGCCUGCAUGUCUACAAAAGUCUUACCUCAGCGCAGCAUG